Molecule: messenger RNA, 1307 nt
Organism: Trachymyrmex cornetzi
Lineage: Eukaryota; Metazoa; Arthropoda; Insecta; Hymenoptera; Formicidae
Product: SH3 domain-binding glutamic acid-rich protein homolog
Exons: 5
Coding region: 352-939 (195 amino acids)
Cellular component (GO): cytoplasm
Source: RefSeq, a predicted model, not a curated record
GCCCGGUAUGACGUAGGCCUGGCCAAGCAGUCCGGCUCUGUUUCUCUUGGGAUCGGUGCGUCACGCGUGUCGACGUGCGAGUGCGUGCGAGCGGCUAAUAGCGGAAUCCCCCGCCACGACGAGCGACGGGUUGGCGGUCGGCUGACGGCUCGGCUAUCCACCGUUGCCCCCCCGCGGUCGUUCCCGCUUCCCGCACGUCGCGUCGUCCGGUCCGGGUCCGGCGCGCCGCCUAAUCGGAGCGUAGCGUAGCGUGGCGUAGCACAGCCUGCACAGCGCGGCGCAGUGCAGCGAGGGGAACGCGCGUCGUCGAGUCUAGGGAGCACAGCCGGUGGUGGUCGCACAGCCAGCGCGAUGGUCGUCAAGAUCUACGUAUCGGGUAUCAGCGGCAACAAGGAAGUGAAGAAAAGACAGCAACGUGUAUUGAUGAUUUUAGAUAGUAAAAAUGUAGAAUACGAGAUCAUCGAUAUAACAGAGCCAGACAAGGAAUUGGAGAAAGAAUUUAUGCAAGCUAACAGUAAUGCUAGAAGUAACAAGUAUCCAUUGCCUCCACAGAUAUUUAAUGAGGAUGAUUAUUGCGGCGAUUAUGAAGAUUUUGAUUUAGCAAAUGAAAUGGAUGAACUGGAAAAAUUUUUAAAAGUAACGCCAGCGAUUAGUACUGCAGAAAUUACUCUAGAUCCAAAAUCUCAGAGUGAUGGAAUUCAAGAGAAUGGAAAUACUUCAAGUCGAGAGCCUUCCGCAGACAAAGAAGCAGAUGUACUACUUUCCGAUAGUUUACCAGAAAGGACAACCUUAGAAAGUGAGACUAAAGUUUUAGAAGAUUCUAAACCAAUCGAAGUAGAUAGCGCGGCAAAAGUUAUCGCUAGCGAUGAAGGUGAACACAUUGAAGAUAGUGGUGAUAAAAAUGAAGAGAAGUCCGACGACCAAGAGAAAGAGGAAUAGAUACGAGAUAAACCCAUGUAAAGUUGGGAUAUUCCACACAAUGACAUCUUUCCUUUUCCACCCACAAACGUAUUUUGCAAAGCUACGUUUAUUACAUUACUAAGGCUGAAUGAAGGUACUGCCAAGAUAAUAUUCUGCUUUGCAGAAAGUCUGUUGAUCAGUAUGACGCAUGGAACAUUCUUUUAUAGAAUAUACUUUGUAUUUUUAGAUCAAACGCGUCUUCACCAAAUGUUUUGCAACAGGUCUGAUUAAGUGAUAUGAGACAAUUCCUUCAUAUCGCUAUCUUUAUAUUUACAUCCUCACGUUUGUUUAUUAUUUUUGCAUUGUUUCGCACUGCACCAUACCUGACACAUUAUAGCACAUCUGAA